UACCCACAUGCAAACCGUAUCCCUAAAGAACUCAGAAAACACAAAUGGUGUGGAACUCAGUCGUUGAAGCAGCAGAGUUGCAUGGUCCUGCUCUGCUCCUACUCCUCCUAUAAUAUAAGAUAAGACAGACAUUGAAUGAAACAGACACAUCUCCCUCUCCUUGUCCUCAUCGUCCUCACCCCUUUCAUAAUCAACCACCUGAAAGUCAUGGCCACCUCCUUACUUCUGAAUCUAAAUCUGAUCAUGGCUGCAAUAAUAAUACUCUGCAAUAUUUCGUCAGUUUCUUCUACAAAUACAAAUACUUCUCUUCCUCCACCUAUAAGCCCUAGGAAUCAAAACGAAGAGAUUUGUGCUGCCAUAGGAGAGAUGCGAAGCAGCAACUACUUCACCUUUGUAAUGCUGAUGAACAUGGUAGGCCCCUUUGAUGAGAGACUAGAAAAGAACGUCACUUUCUUGAUGCCCGACGAUCAGAUGCUAUCAGAGGUGGUGUUGCCAGUGGCAGUGGCACAUGAGGAGGGGGACGCUGUUAUGGAUUUCUUGCUUCGUCAUUCGAUCCCUUCACCAUUGCUUUUCGAGUAUUUGGAACAUAUCCCAACAGGUUCAACAAUUCCCAGUUCAAAGCCAGGCUACAUACUCACAGUCUCCAACAAUGCCAGCAACAAUGCAGGGAGGUAUUUCUAUCUCAACAAUGUCAAAAUUGUUAAACCAAAUGUAUGUGCUGCAUCGGCCUCUUCUAUUCGAUGCCAUGGCAUAGAUGGGGUUCUAGCACCACUAGCACCUCCUCCUCCUCCUUUACCACCACCUGAUCAAGAUGAUGAUUCUUGUUCUGAUAAAGCUCCUCCAGCCUCCUCAUCAUCCGUUGAUGAUAAUCCAAAUACACCAGCUGCAGUGCCUGCCUCGCCCCAAACUGACCCCGCAAAUUUAAAACCAUCAGCUGCUGCCUCUUCUCUGUUUCUUUCGUCUCAUGAACAAGGUCAUUGUUUGAGGAUGUCAUUGACCAGCUGUGCUAUAUUGCUGUCCAUUUUCAUCUCUAUGAUCUAGCCCAAGUGUACUUCUUUGCUAUAAAAUUUGAAGA
Prunus avium (sweet cherry) is the source of this 1075-nucleotide messenger RNA. Its product is annotated as Fasciclin-like arabinogalactan family protein. Lineage: Eukaryota; Viridiplantae; Streptophyta; Magnoliopsida; Rosales; Rosaceae. The record is from RefSeq and is a predicted model, not a curated record.